CAUCUGUGUUCUUCUGCCUGCAUCCCCAGCCUGUGCUUGUGUUGCAGGCUGGGAGGUCUUCAGCAUCGGGACUUGGAGCAGCUGCAAUGCCUGCAUGUCCACAUGCAGCUCUGACACCACAGUGGAGCUAGGGAUGUGGUGCACCGGCCUGGGGCUGCCACCAGAUGGGGAAUGCUGUGGAGUGAUGCUGAACUGCGGUGGCUGUGCCAGGGGACAGCCAGGGCAUCCCCCUGGUCCCCCAGGCCUGUGGCUCUUGUGGGCAGCGUGGGGCAGAGUACUGCUGGGCUGGCUGGGUGUUGGGUGGCAAAAACCUUCUCUGCCCUCCCAGCAGGCACAGAACAAGGGGCGAAGCAUGGCACAGUUCAAUCACACCAUAACAUUCCCGGCGGAGCUCAUGAAGGGCAACCGGGCACUAGAGAAGCAGAAGCUCGUCUGCAUUUACAUCCACAGUCCUUGCAUCUUCGUGGAUGAGCAGAACAGAUCUGUACUGAACAACCACAUCCUGGGAGCCUUCCUGCCGAACAGGACCGUGACUGGGCUCAGGAGCCGUGUGAAGAUCCAGUUCUGGCACAACAUGGUGCUGGAUGCCUCCAAUGCAACCUGUGUCUUCUGGGUGCCUGGAGCUGGCCCAGGCAGUGCAGGCAACUGGAGCAGCGAGGGCUGCGAGACCCAGCACAAAGAGGGCACCGUUGUCUGCCUCUGCAACCACCUCACCUACUUUGCCGUCUUGAUGGUCCAUAACCCUUCUUCCUUUCCCCUCUUCCCCCUGCUUAGCUCCAGGCAGCUCAGUGGGGAUGUGGGUGUGCGUGGGUGUAUGUGGGGGUGUAGAAGGUGCUAUGAGGGGUGGUUUAUGCGAGAAGACCCCCCCUGCCCCCCAUUUUCCCAGCUGGUGGGUGCUGUGUGGGACCUUCCUGUGGCUCACCCCAUCCCUACCUCUCUUGGGCAGAUCCAGGCACAAAAUCUGAGCCAGGCUGAACUGAAGUCUCUCACGAACAUCAGCAUUGUGGGCUGCUCCAUCUCAGCCACUGCCACCUUCUGCACCCUCCUAUUCUACUGCUUCUCCAGGCACCGGCCGCAGGGCAACACGACCAAGAUCCACAUGAAUCUCCUGGCUGCGCUGUUCCUGCUCAAUGGCAGCUUCCUGCUGAGCACGCUGCUGGCCACCAGCACCAAGGGGCUCUGCCGGGCUGCUGCUGCCCUGCUCCAUGCAAGCCUCCUCUGCUCCCUGGCAUGGAUGGGUGCCGAGGCAUUCCACCUCUACCUCCUCCUCAUCAAGGUCUACAACAUCUACAUUCAGCAAUACCUCCUCAAGCUCUGCCUCUUUGCUUGGGGUCUGCCCACGCUGGUUGUGAUGGCUGUUCUCAUCUUCAGUGGCGAAACCUACGGGUACCAUGUCAUCAACACCACUGACGGCUCCAAGAUGAGCAUGUGCUGGCUCACCAGCCAGGUGGCCCACUAUGUCACCCUCUGCUAUGCUGGCCUCAUCCUGCUCUUCAACAUGCUGAUCCUGGUGGCCGUGGUAGCAAUGCUGGGGAGGACCCAUCGCCAGAAGAAGCAGGCGAGAAGGGACUGGGCAACGGUGCUGGGGCUCACCUGCCUGCUGGGAACCACCUGGGGGCUGGCCUUCUUCAACUUCCACGUCUUUCUCAUCCCCCAGCUCUACCUCUUCACUAUCCUCAACUCCCUGCAAGGUCUCUUCAUCAGCCUGUGGUACCUCACCACAUACUGCCGCAGCAAGUCCAGCUCUGACAGCAGCACCUCCAGAUAACACGUCCUGCUGAGGGGCUGUGGGGAUCCAGGAGCUGCACAGGAAGUAUUUGAGCUGCAAAGGAGCUGCCCAGAGCCAGGGGCCUGCACCCACCCACAGCACCACUGCUGUGCCCAGCUGCCCUGCACCACCCCGGACACUUGGCUCGGGGGGCCCUGCUGCCCCCCUCACUUUUACUGGAACUGACUUCUCCCACAGGGUGCAAAUGGGCUGGAGCAGAGCGGGACAUGGGACAGCCAGCCAUUGGCACCCUCUAUCUCAAAGCAAAGCAGCAGGCACUGGUGCAUGGUGAUCACUCUCCCCAACAUCUCC
Molecule: messenger RNA, 2080 nt
Organism: Oxyura jamaicensis (ruddy duck)
Lineage: Eukaryota; Metazoa; Chordata; Aves; Anseriformes; Anatidae
Gene: ADGRG5
Product: adhesion G protein-coupled receptor G5
Exons: 8
Coding region: 95-1768 (557 amino acids)
Biological process (GO): cell surface receptor signaling pathway; adenylate cyclase-activating G protein-coupled receptor signaling pathway
Cellular component (GO): membrane
Molecular function (GO): G protein-coupled receptor activity
Source: RefSeq, a predicted model, not a curated record